Lodderomyces orthopsilosis Co 90-125 is the source of this 666-nucleotide messenger RNA. RefSeq lists its product as uncharacterized. The transcript has a single exon. NCBI's taxonomy places the organism in Eukaryota, Fungi, Ascomycota, Pichiomycetes, Serinales, Debaryomycetaceae. The record is from RefSeq and is a predicted model, not a curated record. Bases 1 to 666 code for a protein of 221 amino acids.
AUGGCUAUUAAAGAUAGAGUAAAGAGAAUUUCGAGAGUGUUUAACCCAGAUUCAAAAGAGGCUAAAGCUCACAAGACUGAAACUGCUGCUACCACAACUACUACUGAGGGAGAAAAACAACAAGAGGUACCAGCUACCACCACUGAUGAUAUUGCUGCUGCUGAACCACAAGCUGAAACUGAAGCCCAAGCAGCUGCUGAGGAGAACGCUGUAACUGAACCAGUUGUCAAGUCCAGUGAAGAUGGUAUUACUUCAUAUGCAGAUGCAACAAAAACUAAGGACACACCUGAAGUUGCUCAAGUGACUCAACCACCAACUGAAGAGACAGCUCAUGCUAAAGACACUGAUGUUGCUGCAACUGAUGCCGCCCCUGUUGAAAUCACUGAAGGAACACCAAUUGAUUUAGAAGAUAGUACUAGAACUCCAGCUGAAGCUACCAAAGCCACCGCUGUUGAACCAACUGGCGAAGCAACAACAUCUACCAAAGCUGUAGGAGAGGAGUCGACUCCAGCUGAGAUCACUGAAGUCAAUGAAGCUGAAGCCGGAGAAUCAACACCAGUUGCAACUGAAGAAGCUAAGAAAUCAACUUCAUCAACUCAGCAUAAAAAAUCUGACUUUUUCAAGAAAUUGUAUGCCAAGUUUAGAAAACCAGUGAUUGCCAAUUGA